Molecule: messenger RNA, 951 nt
Organism: Penicillium samsonianum
Lineage: Eukaryota; Fungi; Ascomycota; Eurotiomycetes; Eurotiales; Aspergillaceae
Exons: 1
Coding region: 1-951 (316 amino acids)
Source: RefSeq, a predicted model, not a curated record
AUGGUGAACAAUCCUCCCAGUCAGGCUCCCACUUUGUUUGAGUCUUCUUCCCAGGUCGUCGAGUCGAAGAUGGAGAUACCUCAGUUCUUGGUGUCGUAUCGAUGGUGGGAAUACGACGCAAAUAUCACGCUGCAGGCUUAUGAUGUGAAACCUAUCCUUCAGGGGGUCCGCUUUGGCUUCUUUCCCGAUAUGGAAUCUGCAAAGCGUAUACUGGAGAGUCGCCCUUCUACAGUACUAGAUUCGUUCCUCGCUGCCAUACCAGAGCCGCAUGAGCCUCCCUGCCUUUCUGAAAUGUCAAAUUCAGAGAAAGCGGGAGAGAUCCUACGUCGAUCGAUGCCCGCGCCUCCUCGGUUGAUUCCGUGGCGCUGGUUCCCCUCCGCGUCAGGAUACCCAUCAGACACUCAGGGAAUUGCCCAGGAAAUCGAAGCGGAAAGUCACUUUCAAUUCGGACAAAUAGCUUUCGAAGACAUUGUUCGCUCCGCGCUUGGUUACAAAGCACCAUCAGUAGAAUGGUUUCUUCAGCAACACACGGCAUUCGGGAAUCGUUUCCUGGAGCAUAUGCGGGCCAACCCAGAGCAAAUGAAUUUCUAUUCAGCAGUGGAGAAGGCUAGUGACCGAAGAACUCCAGGGCAAUAUACCCGCAUAUUUUCAGACCACCCAGCUAAUUGUUACAUACAGCAUCUGCGAGAACAAAGUUCAUUUGCUCAUCAAACGCUUGCCAAAUGUCUCGUGGUCUCUCAACUCGAUGAGGAACACAACAUGCCCCUGCCUGAUACUCCCGGCCUUUCAUUCGUAGCAGGCCCCAUACAACAACUCUUCAAGGAAAACCAAUGCAGUCUGGUAGAUAUGUUCGAAAUUCUGAGUGAUCUUGCCGUGCAGUUCCACCAAAAAUAUACGUGCUCCUCCAGGAUGAGCUGGACCAUCCCCUUUAAUGUUUCCCUUGAGAGGUGA